GGGAUGGCUCUGCACAGUUUCAUUCUCUGGGUCUCAUUAGCCUCGUUGAUGAAUGCUGCUGGAGUUUAUGCUGACUGCUGGCUCAUUGAAGGGGAGAAAGGAUUUGUGUGGCUGGCCAUUUGUAGCCAAAACCAACCACCAUACGAAUCCAUUCCUCAGCACAUCAACAAUACCAUAGUGGACCUCCGGCUGAAUGAGAACAAGAUCAAAAGCGUCCAGUAUUCCUCACUCAAUAGGUUUGGUAACCUGACGGAACUCAAUCUGACCAAGAAUCAGAUUUCUUACAUUGAGGAUGGAGCCUUCUCAGCCCAGUACAACUUGCGUGUUCUGCAACUGGGAUUCAAUAAACUUCGGAACAUCACUGAGGGAAUCCUGCGGGGGCUGGGCAGGCUCGAAUAUCUCUAUCUCCAGGCCAAUCUUAUUGAGGUGGUGAGCCCCAAUUCCUUUUGGGAAUGUCCCAAUGUAAUGAACAUCGACCUGUCCAUGAACCGGUUGCAAACCUUGGAAAGUUCCACCUUCCUGGGUCUCGGCAAACUCACCACUUGUGAACUCUAUGGCAAUCCAUUUUAUUGCUCCUGUGAUCUGCUGGGCCUCCUGAAAUGGCUGGUUCAGUUCAACAACACCACCAGGAGUUAUGAUCGAACGCAAUGUACAUCUCCUUCAGAUUUUGCUGGGUAUCUUUUACUGAACCAGGGCCAGGCCAGUUCCAAGGAUGCCUUGAGUGUACUCGCUUCAAUGUGCAAUGAAGACCUUGACACUGUUGAUCCCAGGUUUAUCUUCACACAGAAACCCUCAACUACUACUGUCCCAGAAAGUCCCUGUGAAGCUGAAGAUUGUCCAUCAGGUGAAGAGUCUACACCAUUAAUAUCCUUCCAGACCCCCAUCAUGAAUGUCGACGAUACACCAAUAAUAAAAUUAAAAGAGAUCACCUACACAACAGCAACCCUUCUGGUCCAUAUUCCACUCCCUAAUAGGAAAGAAAACAUUCUGGUACAAUAUAACAACAGCAUGUAUACAGACAUAAAGAACCUAGCCACAGAAAAGGAGGAAAUUAAAAUUGAAGAAUUAAUUCCCCAUACAAAUUACACAUAUUGCGUGACUUCCAUUCAAAAUUCACUGAGAUACAAUCAAACUUGUGUCACCUUUUCUACAAGGGCUAAGGCCAAAGCAAAGCCAUUGCCAGCCACUUCCAAUACCACUCAUUACAUCAUGACCAUUCUCGGUUGCCUCUUCGGGGUAGUUAUCAUCUUGGGUGUCAUCUAUUACUGUCUGCGUAAAAAAAAAGAGGAACAAGUAAAGAACAAGAAAUCGGGAAACGCAAAGAAGACAAUCAUUGAGCUGAAAUACGCCCCAGAGUUGGAGACCAUCACCAUCACCCAAAUGGCACAGAAGCCAGUCCCACCCUCCGACAUGAUGUCAUCCAGGAUGCCUUUCCUGCCUUCAGCAGGGGAUCUGGAAGAGUACAAUCUCCGGGAGGUGAUUGAAAGUCCAAAGCUCAGUCGAGGAAACUAUAUGGAUGUGAGGUCAGGUGAACAUCAAUAUCACAGAGACAUUCUGGAGAGUAUGUUUGGAGAGAGUCAGGACUCUGCUGCUGAAAUAUCAACCAUAGCAAAAGAAGUGGAUCAAGUGAACCUGAUCAUCAAUAAUUGCAUUGAUGCUCUGCAGACAGAGUCCAGUUCCUUCAGAGGUCCCAGUGCUAGGACCUUGGCACCAGUGGAACCCCAGGACUUUUUGGUUUCUGAACAGUCCCAGAGCAAAUCAGGGUUCCUGUCCCCUAUUUACCGGGAAAGCUACCACCCACUAAAGAGACACAGCAGUAUGGACGCAGCAACCAAAUGUCCCAGCAUCUCUUCCAACUGCUCCGUGCGCAGCCCUCGAUCAGUGCGUUCUGAGAUUUAUGCUGGCCCCAGGUACAAAUCAGAGGCGAAAUACAUUGAAAGGACCUCUCCAACACGCAGUGCCAUCCUGAGCGGAACCCCAUGUCGAAUUGUGAGAUCAGAAACGGCGCAAAUGCAGCCCUACAGUGAUCACUCGCACCUUUAUGCCGGCUUGCAUCAUGGAGAGCGAAAGCAGAUGAGGAGUCCAAGCCCAUGUGUCCUUGAAGCCCUCCCGCGAUCUCGAUCCAAGAGAAAUUUGGCCUACACUCAGUUCUCCCCCCAGUACCACAGCGUCAGCUAUGCCUCCAGCCCAGAAUACUCCAGCAAACCCUCUAAGGGGGUCUGGGAGCGAUACAAACCUCAUGAGAAGUGGCACAGGAAAGAUGAAUACCUCGCUGCAGGGUAUGCGCUGAGGAAGAAAGUGCAAUUUGCAACAGAUGAGGACUUGCAUGAUAUUCUAGAUUACUGGAAAGGAGUUUCCAGCCAGCACAAAUCUUGA
Molecule: messenger RNA, 2376 nt
Organism: Rhincodon typus (whale shark)
Lineage: Eukaryota; Metazoa; Chordata; Chondrichthyes; Orectolobiformes; Rhincodontidae
Product: protein ELFN1-like
Exons: 1
Coding region: 4-2376 (790 amino acids)
Cellular component (GO): plasma membrane
Molecular function (GO): protein binding
Source: RefSeq, a predicted model, not a curated record